This is a messenger RNA of Frieseomelitta varia, 3432 nucleotides long. RefSeq names its product transient receptor potential cation channel subfamily V member 5 (gene nan). Lineage: Eukaryota; Metazoa; Arthropoda; Insecta; Hymenoptera; Apidae. Gene Ontology annotation, biological process: calcium ion import across plasma membrane. Gene Ontology annotation, cellular component: membrane. Bases 474 to 3215 code for a protein of 913 amino acids. The transcript has 14 exons. Gene Ontology annotation, molecular function: calcium channel activity; protein binding. The record is from RefSeq and is a predicted model, not a curated record.
AAAAAAUUAUAAAAUUGUACUUCGCAGUUGUAUCUGUAAUUCUCCACAAUUCCUUUUUUAUUUUCAACGGGCACAGAGUUACAGACCAACCUAGUUACUAUUCUGUGUAUACAACACCAUCAAAAGUCAAAAGAGUAAAAGUUAUUCCGUCGAAUAGAUCGAUCGUUGAUUUUGUUUGGCACAUUAUUGGUCACACUUCGUUUCACGAAGAUUUUUAACGAGAGAGGAAUCUCUUUGAUGGACCGCCGGUAUUUCGCAAAAUGACGACUGAGUGAUCGAUAUCAGAAAAGUAUUCCAUGGCAACGCGAUAGCAUUGACUAAAGACGGGGAAUUGUAAGCGGAUGAAUGAACAGUGUGUGAUCGAGCUGAAACCAUAUGAUCGGUUUCACGAAGUAAUACUUGUCACCGUACCGAUAUCGAUGAUCGUGUGUCGCGUGUUGUUUUAACAAAGAAAAUAGAGAAAACAAAGGAAUAUGGGAAAUACAGAAAGCAACGUAGCUAGCGGAGUGAAGAAACAGACGGAUGCUUCGUCCAUCUUACUUUAUAAAUUAGUCGACUUGAAAGGUGGUGGAUUAUUGGUUGAUAUGAUGAAAAGGGCAACGCAAACAAAACAGUAUGCGGAAUUGGACCAUGCUCUAAGAACGAAAGUGGAACCGUAUUUAUACAACAAGGGUAAAGGUAAAUGGAUUCCGAUCGAGAAGUUGGUCUUGCUGCGAAAUAAGGAUCGUCCUAAGCACAAAAUGCUUCCGCCGUUGAGAGCUAUGGAGAAUCCUGCCGAUUACGACAUCGACAAGGACAUGCAAAACGAAGAUAAACUGGACGAGACAAAAAUAGAUAAAAGCAAGUAUAGAUUAGUCUGCUGGAGCUUGAGCGAAAGAGGAGCGGUCGGAGAAACGAUUUUGCAUUUAUGCAUGUUACACGCGACUGCUAUUCACAUUGAUCUAGCCAAACGUUUGUUACGUUUUUAUCCUAAGCUUAUCAACGAUGUGUAUAUCAGCGAUGAGUACUACGGUGAGAGUGCGUUACAUAUCGCAAUAGUAAACGAAGAUCCAGCAUUGGUGAAAUUUCUUUUGGACAGCGGUGCGGACGUGCACGAAAGAUGCGUAGGCAACUUUAUGUGUCCGGAGGAUCAAAAAGCGUCGAGAUCAGACAGUCUGGAUCACGAAUGGGUUUGCGUAACUCCGGAGACGAAUUACAACGGAUACGUUUAUUGGGGCGAGUAUCCUUUAAGUUUCGCUGCGUGCUUGGGACAGGAAGAAUGUUACAGAUUAAUACUCGCCAGGGGAGCAGAUCCAGACAAGCAAGACACGAAUGGGAAUACUGUUUUACAUAUGCUGGUCAUUUAUGAAAAGCUGACUAUGUUUGAUAUGGCGUAUGAAGUGGGUGCAUCUUUACCAAUCAGGAAUAGUCAACAUUUAACGCCUUUGACGCUGUCAGCAAAGUUAGCCAGGAUCGAAAUGUUUUUUCAUAUUUUGAACAUCGAACGGGAGAUUUACUGGCAGAUAGGAAGUAUUACGUGCGCGGCUUAUCCUUUGUCACAAGUCGAUACCAUCGACGUUACUACGGGAAGCAUCAGCCAUAAUUCUGCUUUGAAUCUAGUGGUAUUUGGUGAAAAGGACGAGCAUCUGGAAUUGAUGGACGGUAUCCUGGUCGAUCUGUUGAACGCCAAAUGGAACACAUUCGUUAAAUCACGGUUCUAUCGUCAAUUUUUCCUUUUUUGUUUCUACUUUGUUCUGUCGUUGGUCAGUUUUACUCUUCGACCUGGUCCAACGGUGACGCCGUCUGCUUCCUCUCCUGCUGUUACAUCCCAAACCUCUGUGGAAUCACCGAUGACAACUCCAAAACCGGAUCAACUUCUCCCGAAUGUUACAAAUACUUUUCAAAAUACCAAUCUCUCCCUUCUUCUUGAUCAAAUUAUUACUACUGCUUUUACCUCGAACAUGAAAUAUUCUUUGAACGCAACAGCGCCCUUUGAUAAAUUGAAGUUCGAUAUCGUCGCGGACUUAACAUCAGUCUUGAGCAACGUUUUGUCGACGGAUCGAUCUCGAAACGAGAUCGAAUUUUUUAAUGAUUCUUAUAGGAUAACUACUAGGCCCAACGAGCUUUACUACUCUAAAAAUGAUACUACACCGAUGGAUUAUCUGAAAAUUACAAUGAUCAACGACACUGUCCCUGCAAAUUCGACGAUGCUCUUUGAUGAUACUAUACUAUCCGCUGGCAGUAACAAACACGACUGGUGGAACAAUCUCACGGAGAAGUGUAGACUAAUGCACCUAAAUACGAUAUCGGCCAAGGUCCGACUAAUCGCUGAAAUAUUAAUGGAGAUUGCAGCUGCUCUUUACAUAAUUGCAGCAUUACGUGAAGCCAGAUUUUUAGGACUUAAUAUGUUCAUUGAGAAUCUAAUGACUGCACCAUCACGAGUAAUGUUCCUCUUCUCCUGUUGCAUAUUACUAUCUUUCCCAUUCUUGAGAUUAGCUUGUGCCGACGAAGUUGAAGAUAUGUUAGCGGUUGUCGUGAUGUUAACCACGGCACCGUAUUUUUUAUUUUUCUGUCGGGGUUUCAAAACGGUCGGUCCGUUCGUCGUGAUGAUUUAUAGAAUGAUCAUGGGCGAUUUGCUCCGUUUCGUCUCCAUUUACUUGGUCUUUGUAAUGGGAUUUUCUCAAGCAUAUUAUAUCAUAUUUUUAUCUUUCGAUAAUCCCAAUACGCCUGAAGGAGUAGAUGAUUCGAUAAGCAAUCCAAUGCCAUCGCCGGUAGAAAGUAUAAUGGCAAUGUUUCUUAUGAGUAUGACAAAUUUUGGAGAUUAUUAUGGUGCAUUUGAGAGAACACAGCAUGAGAUAGAAGCUAAGCUUUUAUUUGUGUUAUAUAUGGCAAUCGUUGCCAUAUUAUUAGUGAACAUGUUAAUUGCUAUGAUGGGGAAUACAUACCAGAAAAUUGCAGAAACAAGAAACGAAUGGCAAAGACAAUGGGCACGUAUAGUUUUGGUAGUAGAAAGAGGAGUGAGUCCAGAGGAAAGGCUUAAAAAAUUAAUGGACUAUUCGCAGCCAAUGUCUGAUGGUCGAAGAGCAUUAGUACUUCGAUUAAAUCAAUCGGAAGAAGAUAAGGAAGAAAUGAAGGAAAUUUUAGAGAUGAAAAGAACUCAUGAUAGAUUGUAUAAAAAAAGACAGAGCAGUAUAGCAAAGAAUAUUGUAAUGUCGGAAGAUAAUGUUAUUUUAUAAUGUUACAUACAGUGUAAUUAACUUUCAUGAUUACGAUUCUUCUUUUACAUACAUACAUACAUACAUACAUAUGUAAACCUUUGAUGCUCAAAAAACGCAUAAACUCAUACAUACGUACUUACAUACCUAUCGAUACAACAUAAUCGUACUCAUGGGUAGUUGCUAUAGGAACCAUUUACUAUGAUCAAUAAUAAAUAUUUGUUGACUUAGCAAAUUU